Molecule: messenger RNA, 312 nt
Organism: Peronospora belbahrii
Lineage: Eukaryota; Oomycota; Peronosporomycetes; Peronosporales; Peronosporaceae
Source: the annotation of a GenBank genome assembly
AUGCUAGCUAUUCGUAGUGCUGCCGCUGCUGUCUCGAAGCGCAUCGCUUUUGUGUCGCCAAUGGGACAAAUCAUGGGCCUUACCAACAUGCACGAGAAGGAAAAGGCUGCGGAAGCCGUCUUCUUCAAUAAGGAGGACGAAAAAGCUCUGCGCAAGCUGCUACAGAAGAUGAAGGGUCAGACGGAUGCUGUGGACAAAAAAGGCUAUAAAGACCACGUGGAACAUGAUAAGGAGGGACUUAAGAAGAUUGCUGGCCUCAACUUGAACGAGGAACAAGUUCAAGCUCUGCUCAAGUGGAAACAUCAGCAAUAG